GCAGCUCUUCUGGGUUCUGAGUCAGCAGCAGGCCAAGAGAGGAAAGUUUCAGGAUGCCCAUCGCACAGCUGCUAGAGCUAUGGAAGAAGAUAGAGGUGGAGCCCAUGGAGGUCGAGACCCCCGAAGAGGACCUGAAUGUGGACACAGAGCCCACCACCGAGGACUCCUCAGAAGAGGAGGAGGCCGUGGUGACAGAAAUCCACAUCAGCCACCAUGUGAAGGAGGGCGCAGAGAAGGCUGACCCUUCCCAGUUCGAGCUCCUGAAGGUGCUGGGCCAAGGCUCCUACGGCAAGGUGUUCCUGGUGAGGAAGAUACAGGGCUCGGACACAGGCCAGCUUUACGCCAUGAAGGUGCUGAAGAAGGCAACCCUGAAAGUUCGGGACCGGGUCAGGUCGAAGAUGGAGAGGGACAUUCUGGCGGAAGUGAACCAUCCUUUCAUCGUGAAGCUGCACUAUGCCUUCCAGACGGAGGGGAAACUCUACCUGAUCCUGGACUUCCUGCGCGGGGGUGACCUCUUCACCCGCCUCUCCAAAGAGGUGAUGUUCACGGAGGAGGACGUGAAGUUCUACUUGGCUGAGCUGGCCUUGGCCUUGGACCACCUGCAUAGUCUGGGGAUCAUCUACAGGGACCUGAAACCCGAGAACAUCCUGCUCGACGAGGAUGGCCACAUAAGAGUCACAGAUUUUGGCCUGAGCAAGGAGGCAGUGGAGCAUGACAAGCGCGCCUACUCCUUCUGUGGGACCAUUGAGUACAUGGCGCCCGAGGUGGUGAGCCGGCGUGGACACACACACACAGCCGACUGGUGGUCCUUCGGGGUGCUCAUGUUUGAGAUGCUCACGGGGUCCCUGCCAUUCCAAGGCAAGGACAGGAAGGAGACCAUGGCCCUCAUCCUCAAAGCCAAGCUGGGCAUGCCACAGUUCCUCAGCAUGGAAGCCCAGGGCCUGCUGAGGGCGCUCUUCAAGAGGAACCCCUGCAACCGGCUGGGAGCCGGCAUCGACGGUGUGGAGGAGCUCAAGCGCCACCCAUUCUUCAUCACUAUUGAUUGGAACAAACUCUACCGUAGGGAAGUCAAGCCGCCCUUCAAGCCUGCUGUGGGCCGGCCCGAGGACACCUUCCACUUUGACCCUGAGUUCACAUCACGACCCCCACAGUGUGUCCCCCCCACAGACUCCCCCGGUGUGCCCCCCAGCGCCAAUGCCCACCACCUGUUCCGAGGGUUCAGCUUCGUGGCGUCGAGUCUGAACCAGGACUCCUCCCAGCAGGACUCCCACAUGGCCGCUGUGCACCCCAUCGUGCAGCAGCUGCAUGGGAACAACAUCCUCUUCUCUGACGGCUACGAGGUCGGUGAGGACAUCGGCAUCGGCGCCUACUCCGUGUGCAAGCGCUGUGUGCACAAGGCCAGUGACACCGAGUAUGCUGUGAAGAUCAUUGACAAGAGCAAGAGAGACCCCUCGGAAGAGAUUGAGAUUCUGCUGAGGUACGGCCAGCACCCCAACAUCAUCACCCUCAAAGAUGUCUACGACGAUGGCAAGCAAGUGUACCUGGUGACAGAGCUGAUGCGUGGUGGGGAGCUGCUGGACCGUAUCCUGCAGCAGCGCUGCUUCUCAGAGCGGGAGGCCAGCGCUGUGCUCUGCACCAUCGCGCGAGGACCAUGGACAUACUUGCACUCCCAAGGGGUGGUCCAUCGAGACCUGAAGCCAAGUAACAUUCUGUAUGUGGAUGAGUCUGGGAACCCUGAGUCCAUCCGCAUCUGUGACUUCGGGUUUGCCAAGAGCAGGCUGCGGGAGAAUGGGCUGCUCAUGACGCCCUGCUUACAACGGCCAACUUCGUGGGCACCCGAGGUUCUUAAGCGGCAAGGCUAUGACGCAGCAUGUGACAUCUGGAGCCUGGGGAUCCUGCUGUACACCAUGCUGGCGGGGUUCACACCUUUUGCCAAUGGCCCUGAUGAUACACCUGAGGAGAUCCUGGCUCGGAUCAGCGGUGGCCAGUAUGCACUGUCGGGUGGGAACUGGGACUCCAUCUCUGACUCGGCCAAGGAUGUCGUGUCCAAGAUGUUGCACGUGGACCCACAGCAGCGUCUGACGGCCCUGCAGGUUCUCCAGCACCCCUGGGUGGUGGACGGGGAGCACCUGCCCCAGAGUCAGCUCAGCAGGCAGGACGUGAAUCUGGUCAAGGGAGCUGUGGCUGCCACCUACCUAGCCCUGCACAGAAGCCCCCAGGUGCCUCGGCUGGAGCCAGUGCUUGCCUCCAGCCUGGCCCGGCGCCGUGGCAUGAAGACGCUCACGUCCACACGCCUGUAGCCAUCCCUGAGUUGCCCUGGACCACAACAGGACCCAGCUGAGCUGCCUCUCUGGCACUUUCUCACCUCCCCGCACCGCGGACCUGCACCAUGUUCCACCUGGAUAUGCAGAGGCCUCAGAUGUCCAGGGUCGGGGAGAACCUUGGCUGUGGUUUCACGGGCCUGAGCUGAUCCAAAGAGCCCCGACCCCUCGCUUCAGCCAGGCUUGAGAGGCACCAGCUGUGGGUGCCAGGGUGGAGAGUGGAGCUCCGGUAGACACGUGCACAGAGACUGCUGUGGACUCUUGGAACUCCACAUGUUCUGGCUGCUGGGAAGCCUAUGCUGUACCCCAAGCCAUCCGUAUGGGAUCUCUGAAGAUGGGGUCGGGGGCAGCAGUCAUGACCCCUUGUGGAAGCCGUAUUGUGUGUCAUGUGUCGUGUGUUCGUGGAGUGCUGCUGUUUGGUGCUGAGUCGUGUAUGGGGGCAGGUGACAGGCCCAGAGCUAGCUCAGUCUCCUGUUCUCCACCGAGUCUCCAGAAUGAGGCCUCCAUCCAGCUCAGCGACCUGGUCCUGUCUGGUUCCGAGGGGCCACAGGGCCCUGCCAUUCCCAGCUGGGUCCCAAGUCCAUUUCCUCUCCCACCCUUUGUGUACCCCAAAGUGCCAUGCUCACAAAAGAACCCUGUAGCAAAGUCUCCCUGCUCUGGAACCUUAACACUACAUGGCUCUCCCAAGCUUUGACCAUUCUGGGGACUCCUGACCGUGGAGCGCUCUUCACCCUACCCUCUGACCCCUGGCACCUUCCCUUGGAGCUCGAAGUAGCCUUUCUGCAUUUUUGCAACAGGAAACUUAUUUCCCAAAGCUGCCUUGUCUGCACUGCAGCACAGUUUCAGGUCCACCAAGGGGGACUGGGGUCCCAGAAACUGGGAUGCCCCUGCUGUGCCAUCUGGGCCCACUUCUCACCUUAGCUGAACAGAAGCAUCACACACUCGGAGCAUCGGAGCAUCGCUUCAUGAGCCUCCACUUGGGACCCCCACCGAGCCAGGCAGACCCUAAUUCCUGAGAUACCUCCAGCCCGGCCAGCACAAGACCAUCUGUGAGGUGCAGCCAGCCUCAUGCUUAGGCUCUGGGGGUGCCCUGGCCACCUUCUAGAAGGGCCCAGACUGCAUAAACGCCCUGGAGUGGCUGCCCCAGGGGCUUCAUUUUGGGGAUAUGCUGGAGGGCAUGUGAAGAUGCGAGAGUGAGGCAUCUUUACUUGUCCAGGGUUCCAGCCUCCUCCGUGGCCCGUCCACACACACACCUGGCCAGUAUUGCCCACAACGUGGUGUCUCCAGCCACACACCUCUCACCCUGCGCAUGCACCCCGUCGCCCACGUGGCUGUCUUGCUCUCUGGUGCCAUGUAAAUGGGAGAAGCCAGGAGCAGUGCCCAGGACUCUGCAGGCGCCCUCAUCAUGCUGGCCCUGAGCCCUGAGCACCCACGCUGCUGCCCACUGCUCCCCAGCCUGCUCGGCACUGCAGUUGCUAUACAGAUAUUUAUUACGCGCUCUGACUUUCUCACUGGGUUUUGGAAUAAACAAGGAUUUUAUGAUGA
Suncus etruscus (white-toothed pygmy shrew) is the source of this 3866-nucleotide messenger RNA. It is a transcript of the gene RPS6KA2, whose product is annotated as ribosomal protein S6 kinase A2. Gene Ontology annotation, molecular function: magnesium ion binding; ATP binding; ribosomal protein S6 kinase activity. Lineage: Eukaryota; Metazoa; Chordata; Mammalia; Eulipotyphla; Soricidae. Gene Ontology annotation, biological process: protein phosphorylation; intracellular signal transduction. The record is from RefSeq and is a predicted model, not a curated record.